Messenger RNA from Gloeophyllum trabeum ATCC 11539, 1565 nucleotides. RefSeq names its product eukaryotic translation initiation factor 5. The record is from RefSeq and is a predicted model, not a curated record. Gene Ontology annotation, cellular component: cytosol. Gene Ontology annotation, molecular function: GDP-dissociation inhibitor activity; translation initiation factor activity; eukaryotic initiation factor eIF2 binding. Bases 195 to 1403 code for a protein of 402 amino acids. The transcript is spliced from 4 exons. Gene Ontology annotation, biological process: translational initiation; formation of cytoplasmic translation initiation complex; formation of translation preinitiation complex. Lineage: Eukaryota; Fungi; Basidiomycota; Agaricomycetes; Gloeophyllales; Gloeophyllaceae.
CGCCGCCCCCUGCCUCGCCGCCGCCGUCGCUGUCAGUCCUGACUCUGUCCACCAUUUCGCCCUACACUUGUCAUACAGCCCGCGUCCACUGCAACAGCAGAGGAUUCAUGCUUCGAACUUCAUCCGCUAUACCGAAGGACGAACACUUGUUCCACCGUAAUCCACUGAUCAGUACUCGCUAAAAUUCGCCCAAUAUGGCUACCAUUGUCAACAUUCGUCGCGAUGUCGAUGACAAGUUCUACCGCUACCGCAUGCCCCUGCUCAUGACCAAGAUCGAGGGCAAAGGCAAUGGUAUCAAGACCGUCAUCCCGAACAUGUCCGACGUCGCCCGUGCACUGAGUCGCCCUCCCUCGUACCCCACCAAGUUCUUCGGUUGCGAACUAGGCGCCCAGACGUCGUUCGACGAGAAGUCCGACCGCUACAUUGUCAACGGCGCCCACGACGCCGCCAAGCUGCGCGAGCUCCUGGACGCCUUCAUCGACAAGUUCGUGCUGUGCAAGGCGUGCAAGAACCCCGAGACGAACCUCAUCAUCACCAAGAACGACGACAUCAUCCGCGACUGCAAGGCCUGCGGCGAGCGCAGCGGCGUCGACAUGCGCCAUAAGCUCACUACGUUCAUCUUGAAGAACCCACCCAAGAACCCGAAGAAGAGCAAGAAGAAGGCGUCGUCGGACAGCCCUACCCCCAAUAACGAGGCAGAGACCAAUGGUCAUGCCGAGGGUGACGGCGAGGUAGGCGCAGAGAGCGACGACGAGUUGACUAAGCGUAUCAAGGCCGAGGCGGCGGAGCUCGAUGCCGACGCAGCCGCCAUCAAGGACGAGGAUUGGUCUGUCGACACGUCAGAGGCUGCUGUGAAAGAGCGUAUGAAAGCUCUGGAGGCCAGCAUGGCCAACGCCGUAUUAGCCGCCGGCGAUGACGAGAGUGACGAGGGUGCUGAUAACCCCUACUCUCAGCUUGGGAAUUGGGCGAAGGAGAAUAGGGAUGCCGGGCCUGUACAGGUCUACAAGAAGGCCCAGGACCUCGGUAUUGAGAAGAAGCACAAGACUGUUCAGGUUCUUGCCCAGACCCUCUUCACUGCCGAUAUCCUGAAGGAGCUACCGACGUACAUCCCCAUGUUUGUGAAGAUGGUGACGUCCGAGAAGCACCAGAAGUCCCUCUUGGGCGGCAUCGAGCGCUUCGUCGGCGUCGACCAGCCUGACCUGAUUCCUGCGGUACCCAAGAUCCUCAUGGAGUUGUACCAAGCGGACAUCAUCGAGGAGGAAGUCGUUACCCAGUGGGGUACGCACGUCAGCAAGAAGUAUGUUGACAAGGACAUCAGUAAGAAGGUCCGCAAGGCGAGCGAGCCGUUCUUGAAAUGGUUGGAAGAGGCAGAGGACGAUGAUUCCGAGGAGGACGAGGAGUGAAUGGUGGUACUGUUUUCUACUGGAAUGGUCGAUUUCAUUACUGUCGUUUAUGCGCCCUUCCCUGUAUGUAUACUGUGACCCCUCUUGGUUGCUUUUUUGGCAUCCAUUGCCCUGCUCUGAGCUGCUACCCAGCCAUGUGUUGUUCACCGCCUUUUACCCCGC